UUAAAAAAAAGAAUCCCAUACUUGUAGAAAAAUAUUCUGUUCGUCCUCUCUCACUUUAGCUUUUGUGGAUUUCAUUUUUCAAAAAAUAUAGAACUCCUCAGCCUGCAUAAAACUGAGGCAGAGAUGCCAUUUUAAUCUCCCCAAAGCUGCUCCUUUAAGUCCUGUUCAUGCAAUCAUUGAAUAGUUUAAUGCUUGAUUUCAUUCCAAUUGGAGCAUCCCCUAUAGAGUGAUGAGUGGAAGCAGAAGCACGGAACCCCAAACUCCACUCCUUGCCACUGAUAAUGAACCACUGGAUGGUUAUACAGAUUACAAGGGCUGUCCAAUUAAACGAUCCAAAUCAGGUGGAUGGAGAUCGGCAUCUUGCAUCCUAGCUGCAGGAAGUCUUGAGAGGUUUGCAUAUUUUGGAAUAGAAUCAAAUCUCAUUAACUAUCUGACCGGGCCAAUUGGAGAAUCUGUUGCAACAGCUGCGGCUAAUGUCAAUACAUGGGUUGGCGUAGUUUCACUUGUACCAAUUUUUGGAGCAUUUGUGGCCGAUUCCUUCCUUGGCCGCUACAAAUCAAUCAUCAUUGCUGCCAUUCUCUACAUCUUGGGACUCGGAUUGUUGACCCUUUCUGCAACGAUUACUCCAAUAGUUACCGGAGCUUCAGAUUUCCAAGAUAGAACCAAGAAUGAAUCAGGGCCUGAAUCACCUGAUAAGUAUAUCAAAGCUUUGUUUUUUGGAUCACUGUAUCUGGUUGCACUGGCGCAAGGAUAUAACACCUUUCUUCAAGCCUUUGGAGCCAAUCAAUUUGAUGAAAAACAUCCGGAAGAGAGCAUAGCCAAGAGCUCAUUCUUCAACUGGUGGUUUUGUGUCGGGGCCAUGGGUGCAAUAGCUACACAUUUAAUCUUACCUUACAUUCAGGACAACAUAAACUGGGGCAUUGGUUUUGGGAUUCCAUGUCUGGCCGUGAUAGUCGGGCUUAUCCUGUUUUUACUGGGAAACAAAACGUAUCGAUUUCCUGCCACAAUAGGUGAUAAAGAGGUAGAAAUCCGUUAUGGGAAGAAGGACAAGGGAUUCAAGAAAAGCAUCAGUGCUUUGUACAUUGUAGCUCCCUCAUCAAGCCGUGAAGAAAGCCCUCUGCAUGACGAGUUUCUCAAGGAUGAUUCGCCUCCUGCAGGUGAUGAUUCAACAAACAUUAAUGAAACCUCUAGCAAGACUAAAGAAAUAAAGGAAGUUUUAAGGCUGUUUCCAAUAUGGGUAACCUGUUUAACGUAUACAAUUGGGCAUGCUCAAUCCUGCACAUUAUUUACGAAGCAAGCAACAACACUUGACAGAUCAAUAGGGCAAAGUUAUAGUAUACCAGCUGCAGCACUUCGGAUUAUCAUCGCCCUUUCUGUAGUGUUCUGUAGCAUAAUUUAUGAUCGAAUUUUCGUCCCAAUUGCGAGAAGGAUAACAAGAUAUUCCUCUGGGAUAACAAUGCUUCAGAGAAUAGGAAUUGGCAUGGCAAUAUCUGUCCUGAACAUGGUCAUUGCAGCUGUGAUUGAGAAGAAAAGACUCAAAACUGCUCGAGAUUUUGGUCUCCUCGACAUUCCUAAUGCAACAGUUCCCAUGAGCUUUUGGUGGUUGGCGCCUCAAUAUUUAUUAUUUGGACUAGUUGAUGUGUUGAUUAACGUAGGAAUGCAGGAAUUCUUCUAUGAUCAGGUGCCUACAGAAUUAAGAUGUUUAGGCCUCUCUUUUUCCCAGGGGACCAUAGGCAUAGGCGAUUUCUUGAGCAGCUUUCUGGUCUCUAUGAUUGACAAAAUUACAAGCCAAGGGGGUAGAGAAAGUUGGUUCUCAGAUAACUUAAAUCGAGCACAUGUUGAUUACUUCUAUUGGCUGCUUGCUGGAAUAGGUGUUGUGGGUUUAAUUCCAUUUGUCUGUUUAGCAAAAUCUUACAUUUAUAGGGAACCAAAUAAUAUCAAAAACGAUUCUGAUGUAUAGAUUUACAUGUACUGAUUAAAGUAGGAAUGCUGAAAUUUUUCUAUGAUCAGGUGCCUACUGAAUUAAGAUGUU
Coffea eugenioides is the source of this 2032-nucleotide messenger RNA. Its product is annotated as protein NRT1/ PTR FAMILY 5.10-like. The transcript is spliced from 4 exons. Lineage: Eukaryota; Viridiplantae; Streptophyta; Magnoliopsida; Gentianales; Rubiaceae. Gene Ontology annotation, cellular component: membrane. The record is from RefSeq and is a predicted model, not a curated record. The coding region runs from base 230 to 1960 and encodes 576 amino acids. Gene Ontology annotation, molecular function: transmembrane transporter activity. Gene Ontology annotation, biological process: transmembrane transport.